Messenger RNA from Oxyura jamaicensis (ruddy duck), 1939 nucleotides. RefSeq lists its product as uncharacterized. The coding region runs from base 1244 to 1891 and encodes 215 amino acids. Lineage: Eukaryota; Metazoa; Chordata; Aves; Anseriformes; Anatidae. The record is from RefSeq and is a predicted model, not a curated record. The transcript has 2 exons.
GGGGUCACGGCCGGGCGCGGGGGGCCGCGGCCAUCGGCGGCGCCCGGCCCCGGCGAGGCAGAGGCUUGAAAAAGGCGAGGAGCGAGGAGAAAGCCUCGGGAGCCCGAGCGAGGAGGGCGUUUUCCCCCGGCCGCCUCCUUUUUGUAAGUCCGAGUUGCGAGAGGAACUUUGUGCCUCUUUUGUCUCCUAUCUGCAGCGCUCGCAGCGGCCGCGGCUCUCCCACCCCCACCCCCCUCGGCCGCCGGUUUGGGAUCUCCCUGCUUCCCCCCCACCCCCCUCCACCGAAAGAUCCCACAUAAUAUAGUGGUAAAGUCCCGCUCCCUCUCUCCUCUCUCUCUCGGAGUUUUUCCCCCCUUUCUUUCUCUCUCUCUCUCUCUCCCCCUUUUUUUAAUAAUAUUAUUCUAAGCUGGCAUGAAAAGUGAUUAUCCGCGCUGUGAUUGGUCCGGUUAUCUGACCCGGGGACUGCCAGGAGAAGACAAUAGUUUUAGUCAAAUUAUUUGCCAUGGUGACGCUGUCAAUCAGGGGUAACCCGAUCUGUUUUGAGGUGGCUCCCCGGCUGGCUUGACAGAUUGCUCAGAUCCACUCAGAGGCGGCCCUGCGAGCUGAGAUAUUAGCUAGCGAGGGAGAAAUUGCCACCGUGAUUGACGCUGCGGGCACCCACCGGCAGCAGGGGAGCGGGGAGCCGCCGCCCCGUCGGGGCCCCGCCGGUCCCGUUGGGGGGAACCACCCACCCCCCUCCCCCGGCCCUCGCGGCGAGUUCUCUGCUACAGGAGCUGCCUCGUCCCCUCCCCAGCGCCCAGCAGCAACUGGCGGCGAGCUUUCUGGGGAAGGGGCCUCCCGCGUACAAUAGAGACCCUGUUCCCACCCGGGAUCCCGUUACACGCCGGCCGUACCUGCCCGGAGCGGGGACCGGCUGCUGGUAGGGCUCGAGCCAUGUCCGCCUGGCCCUGCCGCUCGCCUCUCCCCGCCGGAACCCGGCGUCGGUUUUUGCUCCGCUUCCAGCCCCGUGCCGGGGUGCUGCGCCCCGGGGGACACGCGUAAAGGCCGGGGACACUCGGCAUGACCGCGCGGUCCCCUGUCACCUCCUGUCCUCUCCUGUCCCCUCGGUGUGGGCGAAGCGAGAGCCGGCCGGCUGGGCUGCCGGGCCCGGGGGCAGCCGCAGCGCCCUGGGGAAGCGCCCUCGGGGGUCGGCUGCAGGCUCCGGGGGGAGCCCAGGUGAAGGCGCUCGGGGGGAGCCCCUCGGAUGCUCACCGCCGCCGUGCGUGGCCCCAGGGCUGAUCUCACGGCCCGAAAUGUUCCGUUUUCGGGGAGAAAUAACACAACGGCCAACAAGCUCUUCCGACGCCAUUUGCAGCCCCACCAGCACGGCUCUGCCGUCGUGCGCUCCCACCUUUCUGACAGCCCCCCAGCUGCUCCCCUGCGCCUCAGGGGCUCGGCGAGAUCUCGGAAGCCCCCGCCGCGGCUCCCCGCCCCGCAGUCCGACUCUCCGGAGCCCCCGGGCCCUGCGGAGUGGCCGGGCCAGAGGCUGGAGAGGCCGGGCGGCAGCGGGCGAAGCCCCCUCGGGGAGGGAGCUGGGGCCGAAGGAGGGCAGCGGCUCAGCCGCGGCCAAAGCCCGACCCGUCGGGGCGCCUGUGCGCACCCACCGGCCGCGUGCGGAGUUUUUCGAGGCAUUCGUUUCCAACGAAUCUGGGAACGUCGGUGGCGGGGCCGUAAAGCCCCCGUGCGCCAGUCUCCCUCCCCUCCGAGCAGAAUGAGCACUCGGCCGCUCAGCGCCUUGCUGCGGGCCGAUUCCUGCGGGAUUCAAACCGUGCUCGUUUGGAAACGAUCGCGUCCCACUCUCCGCGCUUCCCGCUCGGCCGCAGCGGAGGAUGGGGCGCAGCUGGGGCUGUAGCGGGCGGCCGCGGGGUGGGAGAGAUGAUCCGAUUUAAAAAUAUUCCUU